AUGGAGAAAACCAUCCUGAUCUGUCUGAGUUUGAUCUUCACCACAGGACUGUGUUAUUUUGACGAUGGGCUGCUUCCUCCUGGACCUGUGUAUGGAGCAGUGGGAGAAAGAGUUCUCUUCAACACCAUCAUCACUCCAUUACCAACUCCACUCCUGGUAGUGGUCUGGAAUUUCAAUACUGCUUAUGGCAUCAUCGUUUCAGACACCACUGGACUGUGUCAGGGUCAGGGUGGGCUCUUUCCUCCUGGACCUGUGUAUGGAACAGCGGGAGAAAAUGUUCUGUUCACCUCCACCAUCACUCCAUCAUCAACACCACUCCUGGCAUUGUCCUGGACUUUUAAUGGUGUUAAUAACAUCAUCAGAUAUGACUCCUCUGGUAACACUACAGGACCUGCCUACAGAGACAGAGUCAGUGUGAACAUUUACACUGGAACUCUGCAACUCAGAGAUUUAACUCUGGAUGAUUCUGGAUCAUACCAGCUAGUUACAGUAACUACAGAUGGAGUGAUACAACAAGACCAGACUACACUGGAUGUGUUUGAGAGAAUAUCUGGAGUUUCCCUCACUGGUCCAACAGAAUCCCUAAUAGAAGAUCAAAGUUCUGCUGUUUUAACCUGUGCGGGAACUGGCUCCAUCAUCACCACAGAAUGGAUGAAGGAUGAUCAACCUCUGUCUCCUAGCAACAACAUCAUCUUCUCUGCUGAUAACAGAUCAGUGUCCAUCAGUCCAGUGAGGAGAUCAGACAGUGGAGAAUACCAUUGUAGAGUCAGUACCUCUGUCAGCUCUGACACUGCAACCUACACAAUGACUGUCCACUAUGGACCAGAGAACGUUUCCAUCAGUGGACAGAAUGAGGUGGAGGUGGGGUCAAAGGUGACUCUGACGUGCUCUGCUGAAUCCACACCUCCUGCCUCCUUCAUCUGGAUGUUGAAUGGAAGAGAAACAGGAGAAACUACAGCCUCAUAUUCCAUAGAGAAGAUUGACUCCACACACAGUGGGAAUUACACCUGUACAGCCUGGAACAGUGUCACCUCACUCAACACAACAGUUCACCAUCAUUUAACAAUUAAAAGUAAAGUUUCACCAUGA
Chanos chanos (milkfish) is the source of this 1089-nucleotide messenger RNA. Its product is annotated as carcinoembryonic antigen-related cell adhesion molecule 5-like. The record is from RefSeq and is a predicted model, not a curated record. NCBI's taxonomy places the organism in Eukaryota, Metazoa, Chordata, Actinopteri, Gonorynchiformes, Chanidae. The transcript has 5 exons. Bases 1 to 1089 code for a protein of 362 amino acids.